AUGGCGGAACAGAAUAAGACCUGGGUUGAUGUCCAGAAGAAGGCCUUCACCCGCUGGGCCAACCAGUUCCUCUCGGAGAGGCGCCUGAAGAUCGAGAACAUCGAGACCGAUCUGGCCACUGGUAUCAACCUGUGCAACCUGCUCGAGAUCAUCUCGUCCAAGUCGCUCGGCAAGUACAACCACAAGCCCACCAUGCGUUACCACUACCUCGAGAACAACGGCCGCGCCGUCAAGUUCAUCAAGGACGAGGGCCUCCAGCUCGUCGGUAUCGGUCCUGAGGAUAUCGUGGACGGCAAGCUCAAGCUUAUCCUGGGUCUCAUCUGGACGCUCAUUCUGCGUUACCAGAUCAACAUGAUCGGCGAGGACCGUGGUCCGGCGUGGCAUUAUCGGUAG
Messenger RNA from Acanthamoeba castellanii str. Neff, 393 nucleotides. RefSeq names its product Calponin domain containing protein. The transcript is spliced from 4 exons. The coding region runs from base 1 to 393 and encodes 130 amino acids. NCBI's taxonomy places the organism in Eukaryota, Discosea, Longamoebia, Acanthamoebidae. Gene Ontology annotation, molecular function: actin filament binding. The record is from RefSeq and is a predicted model, not a curated record. Gene Ontology annotation, biological process: actin cytoskeleton organization. Gene Ontology annotation, cellular component: cell projection; plasma membrane; cell junction.